UUUAUAAGGUGAGGAAGGAACGGAAGGUUUCCUAAAGCCGGACGGAGAUUGGCCCGUGCAAAGGCAGAAGUUGCCAGCACCAGGAACAAAGUGGGUCGAGGGGGGCCAUUGCAGGUUGUUGUGUUCCAAAGAGAGACUGGGCUGGGUCAGCCAUCGACAAGAAAAUGGGUCAAGCUCAGAGCGAGGUGGCCUCAACCCCAGAGCCAGAGGUAGAUCAAACUCAGAGCCAGCUUUCAUCGUCCGUUACACCACAUAAUUCUCGGCCAGAUACUCCAAUGGAAUCUCUUAUUGCAGAAGCUGUAGCAUAUGGAAACAAUGAGAAUGAGUCUCUUGAUGCAAAAGCUCAGAGAGCACUAGAAUGCCCGUGCAUAGCUGACUUGCGCAAUGGCCCAUGUGGGAUUCAGUUUUCAGAUGCCUUCCUUUGCUUUCUCAAAAGUACUGCCGAGGAAAAGGGUUCAGACUGCGUGCAUCCUUUUGUGGCUUUGCAGAAUUGUAUCAAAGCUAAGCCUGAUGCAUUUUCCAAGGACAUUUUAGAAGAGGAAGUGAAGAAAGAAGAAAAGCCAGCCCAAGAAUACAGAAUAAUCCCUCCCAAAUGGUCACGGGAAUCUCCAAGCCCCAAACUUUAGAAAUCAUGGUGGGAAGUUCUGAUGCUAGCCAUUGCUAGCUACAAAUUUUUCCAUGUCGGAAUUGCAGUUCUGUAUGCAGUUUAGAUGAAUAAUCUUGACCUCUAAUUUUUGAAGUAUAGAAUGAAUGUUUGUGGAAGUGAAAGAGCGAAGACGAUAAAUUUGGACUGUUGAACACAAAUCAAAGGGAAAUGCUGAAGAAUAGUUUUGGGUAUUCUAAAAUUCUUGUUUUUUAACCAGGAAUAAUUUGCUGACAUUAUUGUUUUUUAGUGUCAGAUAAGGGGAUUACACUGAAUAUUAGUCAGAUUUGAAUCCAGAAAUUUGAUAUUUAUA
This is a messenger RNA of Hevea brasiliensis (rubber tree), 956 nucleotides long. Its product is annotated as mitochondrial intermembrane space import and assembly protein 40 homolog. NCBI's taxonomy places the organism in Eukaryota, Viridiplantae, Streptophyta, Magnoliopsida, Malpighiales, Euphorbiaceae. Gene Ontology annotation, biological process: protein import into mitochondrial intermembrane space. Gene Ontology annotation, cellular component: mitochondrial intermembrane space. Bases 165 to 626 code for a protein of 153 amino acids. The record is from RefSeq and is a predicted model, not a curated record. The transcript is spliced from 5 exons. Gene Ontology annotation, molecular function: protein-disulfide reductase activity.